Molecule: messenger RNA, 624 nt
Organism: Aspergillus melleus
Lineage: Eukaryota; Fungi; Ascomycota; Eurotiomycetes; Eurotiales; Aspergillaceae
Exons: 1
Coding region: 1-624 (207 amino acids)
Source: RefSeq, a predicted model, not a curated record
AUGGCUAGCCCGCAAAAGAAAGAAGAGACACUCAAGAAGAUUAUCCAGAACUCGUCCAUCCGUUUCAUCUGCCCUCUUUGCCUCAAAGGCUUUCCUCGGGGGGACGUCUUGUACCGUCAUUUCCGUGAGCAGCAGGACGAUAAGCAUGCAGGCCUGGGGAAGAGAACGUCGAAAAAAAAAGCCGAUAUUGAUAGUUUCUUUGCCUGCUACCAAGAACUUGUUAGGACGCCCAUGGCUGCUGAAAGCAUACCUCCAGGCCCUAACUGCUUUGAGGUUGAUUUUGUGGUCAAAAAUUUCGGAUCUUCCGAGCACACGUUGAAUACUUCGGAAACGAUUGAAGGCACUCUCAAGAAGAUUAUUCAAAACUCGCGCAUUCGCUUUAUUUGUCCCCCUUGUCUUAAAGGUUUUCCUCGAAUCGAUGUCUUGUCCCAUCACUUCCGCGAACAGCAGGAGCAGGGUGACGAUACACAUGCAGGGCUAGCCAUGAAAGACCGUGACCAUUUUACAUUUUUUCUCAGCUAUCGGGUAGUCCUCGGAACCUCUAUGACUGCUAGGGAUAUACCCCGAGGCCCAGAGUGCUUCUCGACUGCUUUUGUGGUCGAACACUAUGAAGAGGUCACUUGA